AUGGAAAAAAAAAUAACUGAAACUGAAAAUAAAGUGUUGGAAGAAAAGAUCAUCGACUAUUUAGAAAAGGUAGAAAGAAAUCAACUUGCUCAAAAGUUAGGAAUAAAAAAGAAAAACUUGUUACUGGCUAGCAAGCAAGAAUAUGAUGAAGCAAAUAAGACUCAAAAAGAUUAUCAAGAAUUGAUUUUAGA
Paraglomus occultum is the source of this 191-nucleotide messenger RNA. The record is from the annotation of a GenBank genome assembly. Lineage: Eukaryota; Fungi; Glomeromycota; Glomeromycetes; Paraglomerales; Paraglomeraceae.